Messenger RNA from Apaloderma vittatum (bar-tailed trogon), 1500 nucleotides. Its product is annotated as myosin-IIIb-like. The annotation marks the transcript as partial. NCBI's taxonomy places the organism in Eukaryota, Metazoa, Chordata, Aves, Trogoniformes, Trogonidae. The transcript has 9 exons. The record is from RefSeq and is a predicted model, not a curated record. Gene Ontology annotation, molecular function: protein binding; cytoskeletal motor activity; ATP binding. Gene Ontology annotation, cellular component: myosin complex.
GUAACUUGGCACAAGCAAGAGCCAGAGUGACAGCAGCAUCUAGGUCUUUGCCUCCACAGCUUAGCGCUGGGCGUAUCAAGGUUGACACAAUGGAAGUUAUGCGACACCCUGAGGAAACAACUAACAUGAAGCGGCAAACUAUGGCUUCCUAUUUUAGGUAUUCCCUCAUGGAUCUUUUAUCCAAAAUGGUUGUUGGACAGCCUCACUUUAUCCGCUGCAUUAAACCUAACGAUGAUCGAGAAGCGCUGAUGUUUUCUCAUGAGAGAGUUCUACUGCAGCUACGAUACACUGGAAUUCUGGAAACUGUCAAAAUACGUCAAAAAGGGUAUUCUCAUCGCAUCCUUUUUGAGGAGUUUGUGAAAAGAUAUUAUUACCUUGCAUUCAAGGCACAUGAGAUUCCCCUUGGUAGCAGAGAAAACUGUCUUGCCAUUUUGGAGAAAUCUAAACUAGACAACUGGAUUCUUGGGAAAACCAAGGUUUUUCUAAAAUAUUACCAUAUAGAACAGUUAAAUUUGUUCCUGCGAGAAGUUAUAGGGAGGGUAGUGGUCAUGCAAGCCUAUAUCAAGGGAUGGCUUGGAGCAAGAAGGUACAAGAAAGUCAAAGAGAAAAGAGAAAGUAGUGCUAUUACCAUACAAUCAGCCUGGAGAGGAUAUGAAGCUCGCAGGAAAUACAAGGAAAUAAGGAACAGAAGAACUGAGGCCGCUAUACGUAUUCAAGCAGGUUCAGAAAACUGUCUUGAACAGAAGCUGAGAACACCUCGUCGACGAUGUCAGCAGCCCAAAAUGCUGAAUAGCCCUGAGGACAACAUGUACUAUAACCAGUUAAACGGAACUCUAGAAUAUCAAGGGAGCAAGAGGAAGCCAAGAAAACUUGGCCAAAUCAAAGUGCUGGACGGAGAGGAUGAGUAUUACAAAUCGUUGUCAGCUGUUGAGUCUGUCCCUGAAGAUGACAGCUUUCCUGGUUCCCCAUCUCCUCCUUCUUCAAGAGGUGUGUCUUUUGCUGAAAGUUGAACUUAACUUAUUUAUUGGCUAAUACUGGUAAGAAUAUUUUCGUGCUGGCAAUCUCUUCCAAUUAACUUUAUGCCUGUGUGUUUAUAUAAUAUAUUAAAAUAAAGUUUCAGCUGGUAACUUUCUUUAAUCAUUUUAGACCUGGGUUUGCAGCUGUAAAUUGUUGCAUUUAGCUGUAUUUCUAUAAGCAGUUCCGGUAAAGGGGAACAGCACUACCUGUAUGUGUGAUGUUGGUAACGGACACUUUUCUUUAGCAGCAAGGUUAGUUCAUACAGUUCCGACCCCUUCUUCCCUGCUCGCCCCUGGCUGCUGUUCCCACCCUGUGCCAUCCCUUCUGUUGUGCUGGCACAACUGCUAGCAGAGCUGUGUGAAAAAUAAAAUCAAGGAACUGAACUGGAUUAAAAGAACUCUGUACUUAAAAUUUUCGUUUGGGGUCGUAGUGAGAAUGUUUUGUAUUUCAUUAGACUGGUAUUAUUCUUUAUAACUUUCUGUG